This is a messenger RNA of Heterotrigona itama, 3445 nucleotides long. Lineage: Eukaryota; Metazoa; Arthropoda; Insecta; Hymenoptera; Apidae. The record is from the annotation of a GenBank genome assembly.
AUGAACACCCCGCAGUCGAACAAAAAGAAGGGCAGAAGCAGAAUUGGCGUUAGUAAUGAUAACGCUAGCCCCGCGAACAAUGAAACGCUUAGCACACAAGAAACAUCUAAAUUUGUUUUGGUAAAUCCCAUUGGUGAAGAUGCAAAUAAAACAUUCAAAAUUGGUAUCAAUGACUCCAUACCAAUUAUAUCCUUGGAAGGAAACAGUUUUGAUGAGAAAGGCACAAUUCAAAAGGGACAUGCUGCACUGUCAGACAAAGAUAAAGAAGAGAAGGUUAUUCUGAAUAGUUUGCCGGUAGCCAUGGUAAAAGAGAUUGGCGAAUACGAGCAACAGUUAGGUGAAGCAGAACCACUUCCAAACUCUUACAUUAGAUUUAUGGAACGCAGCGGCGAAGAACUCGAUGGAGAAGUAGAGUACGAUUUAGAUGAAGAAGAUACUGCUUGGUUGAGUAUAGUAAACGAAAGACGAUUAGCUUCAGGACUCAGCCCACCUUUGGAGCCUGAUACGUUUGAACUCUUGAUGGACAGAUUAGAGAAACAGUCUUACUUUCAGCAACAAAGUAACGGCAGUGGAGGAGUUGCAGCUGAUGAAGAUGCAGUAUGUUGCAUAUGUAUGGAUGGAGAAUGUCAGAACAGUAAUGCUAUAUUAUUUUGCGACAUGUGCAAUCUAGCUGUUCAUCAGGAUUGUUAUGGUGUACCAUAUAUUCCUGAAGGACAGUGGUUGUGCAGGAGAUGUUUGCAGAGUCCUUCGCGGGCAGUUGACUGUGUUUUGUGCCCAAAUAGAGGUGGUGCUUUUAAACAGACUGAUCGCCCAGCCACGUGGGCUCAUGUUGUAUGUGCUUUAUGGAUACCAGAAGUGAGAUUCGCUAAUACAGUGUUCUUGGAACCUAUUGAUAGUAUAGAGAGCAUACCUGCUGCACGUUGGAGACUUACAUGCUGCGUGUGUAAACGAAGGGGCUCAGGUGCUUGUAUCCAAUGUCACAAGAGUAAUUGUUACGCUGCAUUUCAUGUGACAUGUGCACAGCAGGCUGGUCUAUGUAUGCGUAUGAGGACAGUACAACCUGCAAACGGGGAGCCGAUGUUAGUUCAAAAAACAGCUUACUGCGAAGCCCAUACACCUUCUGAUUAUCAACCUUCCACGAAUCCUGCUGACGCUAGGAGGCGAGCAAUUGCAAAUAAAAAAAGUUCUUCUGCUCCUGUUAUUUCUAUUCCGACCAUACCACCGGAACGUAUCAAGGAGAUUGCUAGCUUAGCUGAAGGAUUGCCUAAACGAAGUCAACUGAUACAACGCCUCAUAGCAUACUGGACUUUGAAACGGCAGUACAGAAAUGGAGUUCCUCUUCUUAGGAGGCUUCAGAGUUCACAUCCACAAUCUAGACCACCGCCACUUGGUGAAAAUUCUUCACCGCCGCCAGAUAGCGAAUUGCGUGGCGAAUUGUACCGUCAAUUAACGUACUGGAAAUGUCUGCGUCAGGAUCUGGAGCGAGCUCGAUUACUUUGUGAGUUAGUACGGAAACGUGAGAAAUUGAAGAAAGAACUGUUCAAAGUAAAAGAAAAAUGCUUGUUGUUUGAAUUACGUCCACUAGAGAAUAUUCUCCGCUCUUUGCUAGAAGCAAUCAAAAUGAAAGACGUAAACGAUGUGUUCGGACAGCCCGUAAAUACGAAAGAAGUCCCAGAUUAUUUGGAAAUUGUAUCUCAUCCUAUGGAUCUUUCUACAAUGCAGGCCAAGAUAGAAAGACAGGAGUACGAUACCAUUGGAGCUUUUGAAGCAGAUUUCAAUUUAAUGGUAAAUAACUGUCUGGCCUACAACCGCAAAGACACUAUGUUCUAUCGAGCUGGAAUAAAGAUGAAGGAACAAGGCGGUAUUCUUAUAGAACAAGCUCGCAAGGAUUAUCCUGAACUGGAUCCUGUCAGUGAAAGCGAGCAAACAGCGUCGAAGUCUCGCAAAAGGGACCGUACUAAUAGAAAUCGUGCGGAAACGGAGCUACAAUCCGGAGAGAAAGAAAUCGGCGGUGGAGGAGUGAACAGAAGAACUGCGGUUCUUUUCACUCGCAAGGCAAGAGCGAGAGCCAGUAGAAGUAAUCAGAUGUUCGUCUUGGAAGACGAUAAGAAGAAACAGAGCGACAGUUUCAAAGUCUACAGGAGUGGAACAAUGGACAGCGACGUGGGAGAAGGUGAAAGUCAAUCAUCGAGUUGCAGCAGCUGUUCAACGAGUAGGGCCACUACUCCUGAUUUAGAAGAAGAAAAACAGAGGCAGCAAGAAGCGAACGAAGCGAAGAAAGAGCAAGAAAGCAGGCAGGGAGCGGCGAGCAAUGGUCUGGAAGCUCUCCAACUCGUAUGGGCCAAGUGCCGCGGAUAUCCUUGGUAUCCGGCUCUUAUAAUAGAUCCUAAUACACCCAGAGGUACUGUGCACAAGGGUGUACCAAUCCCAGCACCGCCUGAUGAUGUAUUGGCGCUCGCUGUCAAUUACAAAGAACCAGUAUUUCUCGUUCUUUUCUUCGAUACCAAAAGAACAUGGCAAUGGUUACCAGGGGAGAAGUUGGAGAAGCUUGGGGUAUCUGAGGAAUUGGACGAAGCAAAAUUAAUCGAGUCUCGAAAGCCCGCCGACAGAAAGGCGGUGAAGAAAGCAUAUCAAGAGGCGCUCCAUUAUCGCAAACAGACACACAACACGACGUUGAAUGCCGGAAAGUUGAAAAGAAAGAUUUGAAAGAAAGCAAAAGAUCGCGAACGUUCAAGGUUUCGACUUACUCUCAGACACCAGAAGUCCUUCAUCUGACGACACAGGUUCAGAUCCAGCUCGCAAAUGAGAAGGCCGUCUUUACAGCGACUCAAGCCCGGUGUUCUGGUACCAUCAGGAGCAGUGAUGUAGCUAGAUCCAUAGAAAUGGCCGAAGUCGUGAUGCGCAGGUGCCCCAUCUCCAGACGUGAAUUCGUUGGGGAAUUGCUCAGUUCCAACGCGAUUAAUGGCACAAGUGAUGUAUAUAUAGGUAAAUUUCACCUCAGCACCAUUCAACCCGAACAUCAUCCAGUUUUGGGGAUGAUGUCGACCAUAGCAGAUGUUAAUGGCUACACGUCCAAAGCUCGUUUCGAAGACAGGGUGCCCUGUAUUUCCCUCCAUGUAGUAGGUGGACUCGUUGAAAUCGCCUACACGAGGAAUGUGGUUCUUCCUGUGUUUUCCAAUUAUUGUUCCAUCUUUUUCAAUCACCACGGAGGUAUUCCACAGUGUGUCACCAUUCGCGGAGUCCCUCUCAAGGAUCGGACAGAUAAUGACCAUUCCGUGUCGUUGAGCAAGUUCACUCAUAAGUAUUACAGUUGGCCCGUUCUCAGCAUCCUCGGCGAAUUCGCACCAGGGAUAUUUCUCUCUGGUGCAGAACACGAACGGCAUGGCUACGACAUAAAUUAACAUAUUCCUAUUAUUUCCAGAUAAACAAGCAAAACAAAACAUGA